This is a messenger RNA of Polypterus senegalus (gray bichir), 3747 nucleotides long. RefSeq names its product carcinoembryonic antigen-related cell adhesion molecule 5-like. The record is from RefSeq and is a predicted model, not a curated record. The transcript is spliced from 9 exons. NCBI's taxonomy places the organism in Eukaryota, Metazoa, Chordata, Cladistia, Polypteriformes, Polypteridae. Bases 24 to 1319 code for a protein of 431 amino acids. Gene Ontology annotation, biological process: cell surface receptor signaling pathway. Gene Ontology annotation, molecular function: transmembrane signaling receptor activity.
UGCUUUUUGACAGUUAUUUGAAGAUGGCCAGGCCACUUGACCUGAUUAUAUGGUUCACUGUGGUGAUUUUCUCAGAGGAAUCAAGUCAGAACCAGGAAAGUGCAUACAUUGGGGAUAAUGUGACACUUGACUGCCUCAGUGCGAUAUCUGGUGGAAAAUUUAAGUGGCACAAAUUGAGUCCAAAAGUCGAGAAUUUAAAUAGCACUGGAUCAACGUACACCAUUCAGUCUGCAACUCCCUCUGACAGUGGGACAUACAAGUGCGAAACAGACAAAAGUGCUCUUCCUCAUAUCUCACACUCUGGCACAACUGUGACAUUGACUGUUCAGGAGAGGACAGCCAGACUUGAAGUGAUUACACGACAUACAGGUGGAUGGAUAUUUGAGGGAGAUCAAAUCAGCAUGACAUGUCACGUGGACGGAGAUCCUGUUGGUUGGACAUAUGAGCUUCACAUGAGUUGGGGGGUGACGCCAUAUAUGUCUCAAAUGGAGCGGACCUUUACCUUCAACUCUGUGACUCUUUCACAGGGAGGGAAUUACACCUGUCGAGCUAGGAAAGGAGAUCUUUACUCAAAUUUCAGUAAGCCAGUUCCCAUCCGUGUGUCAGCACUGGCUGUGACUUUAACUGCAUCUCCAAAAAGUCCCAUGAAGGAGAGUGACUCUCUGCAGCUCGUUUGCACAUGGAGGGGGAAUGGACGCUCCAGCUCAAACCUCACUUAUAGCUUUUUGAGAAACAAUAUGACUGUGAAGAAGAGUAGCAGCUCUUCAGUGUUCAGUAUUAAAGAGAUUGAAAAAAGUCACACUGGGAAUUACACGUGUGCUGUGGAGUCACCAGGAGGAGGAAAAGCUUACAGCGAUGACAUAGAGAUUGAAGUUCAAGCUCUGACCGUCACUUUAACCGUAGCUCCUGGAGGUUCUGUGAUGGAAGGAGACUUUCUCAUCCUGAAUUGCACAUUGUGGGUCAAUGGAAGUUCCAGCUCAAAGCUCAACUUCAGCUUCUGGAGGGACUGCAUGUCUGUUAAGAAUGACAGCGACUUUCCAGUUUUCAGUAUACAGGAAAUAAAUAAAAGUCAUAGUGGGAAUUACACGUGUGCCGUGGAGCUACCAGGAGGAGACAGAACAUACAGCAAUACAGUAAAUGUUCAAAUACAAGCUCCUCAGGUCACUGGUAUUCCAGGUGGCGCUGGACUCUGUCUGCUUCUUCUAAUAAUUCCGCUGCUCCUGCUCCUUUGUGCUUAUCACAGGAUUCGAGGUUUACUGCGCGCUCUGUGGAGAAGGAGACGCUCAUUGAGAAAGUGCCAUAUGCCUCCUGAAACGUGAUGAAAUGACAAGCAAUUGUCCUCUGUGUACCAGCAUGCUUUUGAUAUGUCAUCGUGUAAAGCAAAGCAAGUGUGACAAGAGAUCAAGUGUUGCUUAUUCUAUAAAUGGCCUCCACACAUUUGUUGGGACCCCUAGAAAUAACUGGAUUUAAGUGAUUUUGCAAAGUCACUGUUUUCUAGAAUUCAUAUCACACAUGUCUGCAAUCAAUUAUUCAGCUGAUUUAAAUGGAGAGAAGUUGUCCCUUUGCUGUUUGGUGUCAUUGUGAGUCCCACACCAGAGAAAGCAAAUGAGAGAGUCGUCUGAGGAGAUCAGAAGGAAAAUGACAGACAAGCAUGUGAAAGGAUGCCAAGCAGCUUGAUGUUACAGUGACAACAGUUGCAAAUAUUAUUAAGAAGUUUGAGGCCCAUGGAGCUGUAGCUAACCUCCAUGGACACAAGAGGAAAAGCGACCCCAGAAUGUGCAGAAGGAUAGUGAGAAUGAGAGAGACAAAACCAAGAAGAACUUCCAAAGAGGUACAAGCUGAACUCCAAGGUCGAGUUCUAUCAUUGUCUGACCGCACCAUCUGCUGCUUUUUGAGUGACAGUGGGCUCAAUGGAAGAAGACCCAGGGUGGCUCCACAUUAAAAAGCCAGACUGGAAUUUGCUAAAAUGCUUCUGGGAUAAUAUCCUUUGGACAAAUAAGACAAAACUGGAUCUUUUGGGCAAGUCACAUCAGCUCUAUGUCCACAUAAGAAACAAUGAAGCUUUCAAAGAAAAGAACACCAUACUUACUAAGAAACAUGGCGGACUCUCGCUUAAGUUUUUGGGCUGCUUUGCUACAUCUGGUACAGAGUGCCUUGAGUAUUUACAGGGGACUAUGAAAUUUCAAGACUAUCGAGAUAUUCUGGAGCAAAACAUCCUGCCCUGGGUCAGAAAGCUCAGUCACAGGUCAUGGAUCCUGCAACAGCCAAAAGCACCCAAGAAUGGCUGAGAACAAAACAUUGGACUGUUCUGAAGUGGUCUUUUAUGAGCCCCGGUUUGAAUCUUAUCAAACAUCAAUGAAAAGAACUGAAACAUGCCGUCUGGAGAAGAACCCUUCAAACCUGGCCCAGCCUGAGCAGUUUGCUGUGGACGAGUGUCCCAAAUGACCUGCACAGAGAACUCCAGGAAUUACUUGCUAGCAGUGACUAACUAAAGGUUGGGCAACAAAGGGUCCAAUCAUUUUUGUCCAUGCCAUUUUCCUUUGUGUUAUUAUUUGAAAUAUUCUGUUGAUUUAAAACUUGUAAGCAAAGUCUGAUUUUUAUUCAAUACGGAAUAAACAACGAUAGCCGCAAACAACUUUUGUAAGGUUCAAGUUAUUUCAGAGACAAUUGUGGGUUCUUGUUUUUUCGUGUAGGGGCACCAAUAACUUUGUCCACGUCUGUAUGUCCAGAACCUCCGUAUGAGUCAGAUACUACACAUGUUCUACAUGCUACCUCACUACUGCUUGGUGUGCAUUAGUCAAAUACAAUAAUUUGAUUUGACUACACGAGUCACCAUUUAUUCAAACAAAUUUGGCUCAAUCUUUACUGAUGCCUUUUGAAAACCUAAAAGAGGUCCCCACAUAGCCUCCUCUGCUUGAGACUGAGCAGGGUUUAAUUCUCUGAUUCUGUCAUGUCCAUAAGUCCCAGGAUGCACUUGGUUGUUCUCAUCUGUUCAACUUCAAGUGUUGCUAUGUCUUUCUUGUAGCGUGUUGACCAGAACUGCACACACAAUUCCAGAUGUGGUCUCACUAGUGCAUGAAUUAGUCUAAGCGUAAUGUCCUUAAUUUUACAUUCAACAAUUUUAAUGACAUAACAUAACAGAUUGUUUGCCCUUUUAAUUGCUUUUGCACAUUGCUUAGAAGAUGAGAAUGUUGUGUUAACAGAAACCCAUAAGUUAUAUAUAUAUACUGUGUAUAUAUAUAACUGUAUAUAUACAUUUACAUACAGGCUGCACACCAGGCCCCAAACUCCUUUGACACAACUAUGCAGGCGAACUUCCUGGGUGCAAAUAUACUGUACAUAUUGUAUUUGUCACAAUGUCCCUUAAGAAGCUCACUACAGUGCACCUUCCAUUCCCUUUGUGUCUCUUUUCUUAUCCUUCACACGUCCCAGUCGAGUGUCGUCUUUUCCCACCCGACUGCGACCCCCAGCAGUGGAAUGCUCACGAAUAAAGUGCGUCUGGUGUCCAAACCUUUGUCUCUAGGAAGCAUUCUAUAUAAAUGACCUUUAUUUGGGGACUAGUUAUUAUUAUUAUUAAUAUCAUUAAUAUUAUUAUUAUCAGUAAACAGCAUCCCUACACAGACUGCAGAGCCGAGCUCUCUGACAUGUUGCAGGCUCCCUCUAGUGGUCACUUACAUUAAAUGUUGUCACUCGAGAGUUCUUUUUUUGUCCCAAAGUGUCAUCUUUGACCCCGGCUUUCUUUGUUUU